UGGAUUUUACACGGUACAUUCUAUCUGUUCUGGAGAUAUCAUUAAAAUCAGAGACAGGAAGAUUCACAAUGAGAAGCAGCUCAUGGACAUCACUAAGUGCCCUCCUAUCGCUGGCCACCAUGAUGUGUUAUGCUGAAGAAACCUGUCCAGAUGUGAAGCUUAUUGGCGUUGGCGAGUCGGACAAGCUGGCCAUUUUGCGAGGAUGUCCGGGAAUUCCUGGAACACAAGGAAUGCAGGGAGUGCAAGGACCGGCAGGACCUAAAGGGGAAAAAGGCUCGCCUGGAAUUCCUGGGAAGAUAGGACCCACGGGGGUUAAAGGUGAUAAAGGGGCCCCAGGUGCCCAAGGGCUAAAAGGUAACAAGGGAGAUCCCGGUGUACCGGCCCCUGGAACUGCCCAGAACUGUAAGGAGCUCUUGGACUAUGGAGCUUCUCUGAGCGGUUGGUACACAGUAUACACAAGCAAUGGGCUUCCUCUCACUGUGUAUUGUGACAUGGAGACUGACGGAGGAGGAUGGCUAGUUUUCCAGAGAAGGAUGGAUGGGUCGGUGGAUUUUUUCCGAGACUGGAAUUCCUACAAGCGAGGUUUUGGUCACCAGGCCAGUGAGUUCUGGCUGGGGAACGAUCAUAUUCACCAACUUACAUCUACAGGAACAUACGAACUCCGAUUUGAUCUCACAGAUUUUGAAAACCUCCUCACGUACGCUACAUACAGCAACUUCAAAAUCACUGGGGAAAAUCUGAACUACACUCUGAGUUUGGGAAAAUUCACAGGAGGGUCAGCAGGUGACUCAUUUUACAGCCACAGAAACACAGCAUUUUCUACUAAAGAUAGAGAUAAUGACCGCCGUGUCGUGGGCAGCUGUGCUAAUAUUUAUAAAGGUGCCUGGUGGUAUACAGAGUGUCAUGUAUCGAACCUGAAUGGGCUGUACCUGCGCGGCAAUCACAGUAGCUUUGCCAAUGGGGUUAACUGGAGGUCAGGCCGAGGAUACAAUUAUUCGUACAAGAUUUCUGAAUUGAAGAUGCGGCCUCAAUCCGAGAAGUAACGACGUCCGAUAGCCGAUUGAUGGUUUGGCAAAUGAAUUACUACUUAUAACUGGGUGCUUCAAUAACUCCAGCCGUUCUAGUGAGAACACUUCUAUUGAAGCCAUCUUUAGAUAUUUGAGUAACCACCUAUGGUAGAAGGUUGUUUACUGUGUGAGAAUUGUCAGCAAUUCAAAGUGAAUUAAAACAUUUAGGACAAAAUCACUGUUUUAAAAUAAGUCUCCGAAUCAUUUCUGUUUUCAGUUUUCUGUUCUGGGCUUUACCUUAGAUUUCACCUUGAACGUAGUUUGAAUUCCUGGCAAAUCUCACGUAACCCCGUCUUUUUCAGUGACCCCCACAUUCUAUAACUUAUAAUAACUGCAUU
Molecule: messenger RNA, 1405 nt
Organism: Pelobates fuscus (common spadefoot toad)
Lineage: Eukaryota; Metazoa; Chordata; Amphibia; Anura; Pelobatidae
Product: ficolin-1-B-like
Exons: 9
Coding region: 69-1043 (324 amino acids)
Biological process (GO): complement activation, lectin pathway
Molecular function (GO): signaling receptor binding; antigen binding; carbohydrate derivative binding
Source: RefSeq, a predicted model, not a curated record